CUGCGCAGGCGCGGAGGGGACGGGUCGGGCGCAGAAAUGGCGGCCUCCAUAUUCUGCAGCCGGCUCUUAGUCGCAGCUACCCUAAGGAGCCACCCGCCCCGGAGGGCGCUGGGGGCCGCCGCCCAGGUUCUGGGGAGUUCUGGAUUGUUUAACAACCAUGGACUCCAAGUGCAGCAGCAGCAACGAAGGAAUCUCGCUCUGCAUGAGUACAUGAGCAUGGAGCUGUUGCAGGACGCGGGGGUCAACAUUCCCAAGGGACAUGUGGCCAAGUCACCAGACGAAGCUUAUGCCAUCGCCAAAAAAUUAGGUUCAAAAGAUGUUGUGAUAAAGGCACAGGUUUUAGCUGGUGGCAGAGGAAAAGGAACAUUUGAAAGUGGCCUCAAAGGAGGAGUGAAGAUAGUUUUCUCUCCAGAAGAAGCAAAAGCUGUCUCCUCACAAAUGAUUGGGAAAAAGCUGUUUACCAAGCAAACAGGAGAAAAGGGCAGGAUUUGCAACCAAGUGUUGGUUUGUGAGCGGAGAUACCCCAGGAGAGAGUACUACUUCGCGAUAACAAUGGAAAGGUCAUUUCAGGGCCCUGUAUUAAUAGGAAGUUCUCAGGGCGGUGUCAACAUUGAAGAUGUCGCUGCAGAAAACCCGGAAGCCAUAGUGAAGGAACCUAUCGAUAUCGUGGAAGGCAUCAAGAAGGAGCAAGCCGUCCGGCUGGCGCAGAAGAUGGGGUUUCCGCCCGGCAUUGUGGAUUCUGCGGCAGAAAACAUGAUCAAGCUUUACAACCUGUUUCUGAAGUACGACGCGACCAUGGUGGAGAUCAACCCGAUGGUGGAGGACUCCGACGGAGCCGUGCUCUGUAUGGACGCAAAGAUCAAUUUCGAUUCUAACUCAGCUUAUCGCCAGAAGAAGAUCUUUGAUCUGCAGGACUGGACCCAGGAAGAUGAAAGGGACAGAGACGCGGCGAAGGCAGAUAUCAACUACAUCGGCCUCGACGGGAACAUAGGCUGUCUCGUGAACGGUGCUGGUCUGGCCAUGGCCACAAUGGACAUCAUCAAACUCCACGGAGGGACGCCAGCCAACUUCCUGGACGUCGGCGGUGGUGCUACAGUCCAUCAAGUAACAGAGGCAUUUAAGCUCAUCACUUCCGAUAAAAAGGUACUGGCCAUCCUGGUCAACAUCUUCGGCGGCAUCAUGCGGUGUGACGUCAUUGCCCAGGGCAUCGUCAUGGCGGUGAAGGACCUGGAAAUUAAAAUCCCCAUCGUGGUGCGGCUACAGGGUACACAAGUAGAUGAUGCCAAGGCACUGAUCGCAGACAGUGGGCUGAAAAUUCUCGCUUGUGACGACCUGGACGAAGCUGCUAAAAUGGUUGUGAAGCUCUCUGAAAUAGUGACCUUAGCCAAACAGGCCCAGGUGGAUGUGAAGUUUCAGCUGCCAAUCUGAUGGGACAAUAGAGCGGGCGGCUGAAGGUUCCAAACACGCUACGACCGUUAAAAAUACUGUGUUCUGUUAUUCUGUUCUCUUCGGUGUGUGGAAAUUAUAGCGCCACCAGGCACAAAACCUGUAAAGCAGUCGGUCCGCAUCUAACCCUGCUGUUGAGAAGGGUUGUCUGUGUAAAGCACGUGUGACAUGGCCACCUGGUCUCCUUGGUCCCCGUCCCAGCCUCCCCGCCACCUCCGCAGAGUGCGGUUUGCACUGGGCCAGUCCUCACUGCUGGACACGAUGUUCUUCGUCAGUGAGUCCUCUGAAUAAAAUAAAUAUGACUAUAAAGCUUUAUUCUUUAGCAUUAGAAACAUCGUACCUAAUUAAUGAGCCUCCUUAGUAGAGCAGUGUAAUAAAAUGAUGUUCUAUGUAAGUGUUUAUUUUCAACACCAAAUACCUAAGUAAAUAUGUCAAUCACUAUUUAUAGACACAGCUUUCAAACACUCCUCAGAAUGUUCUUUUAAAUAUUCCAGUGCAGUAACUUGAUUAUUUGAACACUGUUUAACCAUUACAAACACCAGUGACGGCAAGUCAGCCUGACCCCGUGGUACCGAGAAGAGCCUAGGGCGUGGAUGGAAAAAAGGCGUGUUUACCAAGGAUUUGGCAGACAGAGCUGAUGAUGUCGAUUUAAGUUAAUAAAAGUCGCCCAAUGUGA
Artibeus jamaicensis (Jamaican fruit-eating bat) is the source of this 2122-nucleotide messenger RNA. RefSeq names its product succinate-CoA ligase ADP-forming subunit beta (gene SUCLA2). Bases 37 to 1428 code for a protein of 463 amino acids. The transcript has 11 exons. Gene Ontology annotation, biological process: succinyl-CoA metabolic process; tricarboxylic acid cycle. The record is from RefSeq and is a predicted model, not a curated record. Lineage: Eukaryota; Metazoa; Chordata; Mammalia; Chiroptera; Phyllostomidae. Gene Ontology annotation, molecular function: succinate-CoA ligase (ADP-forming) activity; ATP binding; metal ion binding. Gene Ontology annotation, cellular component: succinate-CoA ligase complex; mitochondrion.